AUGAGAAAGUUCAAAAGGUUCAACCACGUUAAAGUGCUCAUACCUUUGGAAGCAUGGGCUAUUCCGAAUAUUGUCGCAUACUUACUGGUAGAUGGCAUAGGCUAUUCUGGUUUAUUUUCCCUAACAUUGAUGUCAGUGGAACUUUUUCAGUACAUUUCGCUUAACCCUGCUUUGAUAGCAGGUCUCAAAGGCAGUACAAGUGCAAUCGGUCUCUGCAUUGGUUCCCUCCCCGCGUCCCUUGCAUUUGGUAAACUGCCACCAAAGUAUGUUAUUCCUGUUUUUAGUGUCUUCUCACUUGCAAGUGCUAUUAGUUUAUCAAGAUUGGACUAUUCUACCGACUCCUGGUGA
Molecule: messenger RNA, 348 nt
Organism: Kuraishia capsulata CBS 1993
Lineage: Eukaryota; Fungi; Ascomycota; Pichiomycetes; Pichiales; Pichiaceae
Exons: 1
Coding region: 1-348 (115 amino acids)
Source: RefSeq, a predicted model, not a curated record